This is a messenger RNA of Acanthocheilonema viteae, 1536 nucleotides long. Lineage: Eukaryota; Metazoa; Nematoda; Chromadorea; Rhabditida; Onchocercidae. The record is from the annotation of a GenBank genome assembly.
AUGAUUCUACUGUUUAGUAUUGAUUCAUGUAUAUCGCUCUAUGUCCUGCAGUAUUUGGUAAGUACCUUCGUAACGGCGGUAGUAAGCCAAAGUAAACUAGCCCAACCCCCCACCCCCCAGAUGGACAUUAUGGAAGAUGAAUUUCUCCGUCAACGAAAAAUCGGUUCAACAGAUGCUACAAGUCAUGCGAGCAGUGGCGAUGCACCGCUUCUCUUGCAGAAGACGGAUAUUCGAGCAACAUCAGAUGAAAGUGAUGCAGAUGCCCUCAUUGACAGUGAAAGAAUAUCACAGCUAACGAAGGAUUUGCCGCAAGGUUCCGAUCAUUUGGGGGCAUUUAUCGAUCCAGUUCUUUUACCGUUGCCACCAAGAUGGCGGAAUUGGGUUGUGCGCGGUAUUUUUUCAGUCAUUAUGGUUUCUUUGUUCGCUGUAAUCAUCAAAAUGGGAGCUACAUGGCUUAUGGCUUUGGUAUUUGUCAUACAGUUUUGGUGUUUCCAUGAAAUCAUUACUAUCGGUUUGGCAGUUUAUCGUCUCUAUUCAUUACCAUGGUUUCGCGCUCUUUCAUGCGCAAUGGUUUUACUUCUUAUUGCAACAGCCUCUUUCUGGAACCCAUUCAUUCAGGAUCUGUGGAUUCGGUUAUCAACAUACUGGGUGGAAACAUAUGCUUUAUUAUUCGUACUGCAGUUUUUACACUUCUUGGUGGCACAUCAUCGUUUGAUUAGCUUUGCCCUAUAUUGUAUAGGUUUUGUAUGGUUUGUUUUGUCAUUGCGGAAAGGUUACUAUUUGCGGCAAUUCUCACUAUUCGCAUGGUCGCACGUAACGCUGUUACUUAUUGUUUCACAAUCAUUCCUUAUUAUCCAGAAUAUUUUCCAAGGGCUUAUAUGGUUUCUUGUUCCAGUUUCAAUGGUAAUUUGUUGUGAUGUCAUGUCCUACGUGUUUGGUUUCUUUUUUGGAAAGACACCUCUAAUAAAAUUAUCUCCGAAAAAAACAUGGGAAGGAUUCAUUGGCGGUGGUAUUAGCACUGUUGCAUUCGGCUUAAUUCUUUCUUACUGUCUUCUUCAUCAUCCAUUUUUUGUAUGUCCAUUGGAAGAUUAUACAGUGGAAAAUUACAACUGUACUGUUCCGCCAUCAUUUGUUUUAAGAGAAUUCAAUAUUGUAUGGCCUCUUUCCAUCAUCUUACGACUGAUGCAAAAGCCAUCAACAUUUCAAAUAUAUCCUUUUUUGCUUCAUACUAUUGUAAUGGGCCUGUUUGCUUCUAUAUUAGGUCCAUUUGGUGGAUUUUUCGCAAGUGGAUUCAAGCGAGCUUUUAAAAUUAAGGAUUUUGGUGAUGUUAUUCCUGGACAUGGUGGUUUGAUGGAUCGCUUUGACUGUCAACUUCUUAUGGGAACGUUUGUGAAUGUUUACAUUCACACAUUUAUCAGAGUUCCCAAUCCGUCAAAGCUUUUACAACAAAUUUUUUGGCUUCCAGCGGAUGAACAACUUUACAUAUUCCAGUCUUUGCAUGAACAUCUUCUUCAUGAAGGGCUGCUUGAUACCUAA